AUGUCGUUGACCCCCACAGAGGCUUUGGAACACAGCCAGCGGGUGUGGGGUGCAAUCGGCCCAGACUGUUUACCAUGGAUCAAAUCGAUCAAUGGAAUAGCAACUUUCGUCCUUCGAUCCGUGUUAUCCUUCCGCCAACUGCCCAAUCGCGUCAGGGAGGCUAUACAGGAUGUCCGGAACUGGACAGCGAGUAGGCAGCCUAGCGAAAAACCAGGCAGUCCUCCACAGCCUACAGAAACCGAGAAGAAUCAACACGAGACCUCGUCCAGUGCGCCCGCUUCUCCGGCAUAUGACGCCGACUCUGAUGAUGCCGGCUCAGCCCCUAUGCCAGGCUUUGAAGACCGCGACAGGAUCGAUACACAAUCAACCCAUCAGAACGUCGAAGGAGAAGUCGAUGCACUCAUUGGGUCCGAGGACCUCAAACGCAUGGGAAAGGAAAUGGAGGAAGAAGAAGCGGCAGCGAAGCGCAGACCUGAAGUUCUCAAGUCGUUUAGAAAGAGAGCACGAGUCCCUCCAUUCGUCGAACGACUCCUUCAGUGCAUCGAACGAAUCGAGGAGAUGGAAACGGAGCGCCAAACCCUCAAACACGAGGCUGACAUAGUGAUGGGCUGUAGAGCAACCCACGCCCCGCAGGACGCUGUGAUGAUCGAGCGAGGCUGCGCUGGUCAAGAACUCAAGCUUGAUGCAGAUUUCGAUGGGGAGUUGGAUGAGACACCACAUGCCAACUGCGGUGGGUUGGAGAUUGUGAAUGGAAGGAAUUCGAAGGGGUAG
Messenger RNA from Coniosporium apollinis CBS 100218, 771 nucleotides. RefSeq lists its product as uncharacterized. The record is from RefSeq and is a predicted model, not a curated record. The transcript has a single exon. NCBI's taxonomy places the organism in Eukaryota, Fungi, Ascomycota, Dothideomycetes. Bases 1 to 771 code for a protein of 256 amino acids.